AUGAAAGUGUUAAUAAACACUGACUACGAGGACCGAUUGGAGUAGGGAUGAAUUUGAAGGCAUUAGGCAUGGAAUUUUUCCGGAAUCCGAGUCACGUACAUACAUUAACAAACAGUGGGUAGCCUAGGAAGGAAAAACUGAAGGGAAGAGAAUCAGAGAUGGAGAAACAACGAGAGAGAAUUGAGGGAGAGAAGAUAUGCCGGAGAUGCAAGCAGAGCUUCACAUCCUCAUCCAAUAACUCCGCCGCCUGCCGCUUCCACCCUUCCUUCUUCGUCUGCCGCCGCCACGACGACCAGAAAAGGUACUACGAGCUAGGGCCAAAUGAUCCGCCAUAUGCAGCUAAAUUCUACGACUGCUGCGGAGCAGAGCAACCUGACGCGCCUGGCUGUUCCACUGCUUUCCAUCUCUCUUACGAUGAUGAUUGAACAUUAAUGAUGCCACUCACAGUCUAAGUCUAGUAUUCCAUCAUGAUCCCGGCAACUUUUCAGACCCUGCUGCAAUUAGUAUUAUGAGUAAUGUAAGGAUUGAGUGAUGUUUACUCGUUUCGUGGAAUCUAUAACCCACUCAAGUUUGUUUGCUGCUAUUUGUGUAUUUACUUAGUUCCUUGGUAAAAGCUAGUUAUAGUUCAGGGCACAACAAGAAGCCCCGCUACAAAACUUGCGAGACCUAAGACGAUAUAUAAACAUUAAACAGGGGAAGAGAUUGGGGAGUAGGGUUAGCGAGAUCAAGAUCGAGGGCUUCCUAUCCGUCUCCGUAUUGUGG
Messenger RNA from Linum tenue, 762 nucleotides. The record is from the annotation of a GenBank genome assembly. NCBI's taxonomy places the organism in Eukaryota, Viridiplantae, Streptophyta, Magnoliopsida, Malpighiales, Linaceae.